This is a messenger RNA of Polypterus senegalus (gray bichir), 1825 nucleotides long. RefSeq lists its product as uncharacterized. The transcript is spliced from 14 exons. Gene Ontology annotation, molecular function: ubiquitin-protein transferase activity. Bases 275 to 1825 code for a protein of 516 amino acids. Lineage: Eukaryota; Metazoa; Chordata; Cladistia; Polypteriformes; Polypteridae. The record is from RefSeq and is a predicted model, not a curated record.
AUUUAGUAAUUUGCUGUCCUUUCUGUUUAAUAUGCCGUGAAAUUGUAGUUACAGAUGCAGCUGUAGAGUUUAAGCUAGCCUAAUGGGUAAUUACCAGCGUAGUUGUCUUACUGAGGCAGUGUAUCCCAAUCAUGCUUUUUAGGGUAAUGGUGCAGUUGAGUCAGCAGUAAGAAAUCUGGUGUCUUUGCUGCUUAACAACAUAUCCACAAAUCCUUCAGGGAGGCCAACAGAGAGUGGGCAGCCGGAGCCUAGAACUCUGACUAUCCAGCAAGAGAUGACAAGAUCAUUUCCAGGACAUUUCAAAUCAAACUUGAGCCGUGGUAAAAAGAGAUGUUUUACAUCUACUAAACAGCUUGUUAAGGCAGGCAGUAAGACCACAGGCCUCAGUUUUUAUUUGCUGUCAAAAAACACAUCCUACACUCCUUUGCCAGCUGAGGAGCUUGAACUCCUACAAGCUGGCAUGGGGAGACAAACCGUGUCUCUUCCAGAAGAUGGUGACCAUGCAGAGAUUUCAAGACUUCUGGAAGAAACCUUUCCAAAAAUGGAAUAUCUUUGUGGAGGAUGGCUCUUGCAUAAGGCAACAGGUGGCAGUGGUCGACGAAAGCUCACUGUAAUUCCACCUGAAACAGAAGGAUAUUCUGUCAAAACACUGAAAGCUGUGUCAGGAGGUGGCAAAUCCACUUUUUACAUUGUACCUCUUCAGGAAACAUUAGACACAUCUCCUCUACCUCCCGACUCACAGCACUUUUCAAAGAUGCCAAAGAAGUUAUGUUACCAGUGUAAUGAAGUUAUGCCUCUGCAGAUGCUUGCAGUACACAUUAAUACGUGCAAAGGAAAAUUCUCUCCUGAUGAGACUGAUGAUGAGGAAUCUGAGUUAUGCAUUGUGAAAAGCAAAUGCAAGGUUAUUUGUCCAAUAUGCACUAAGGACUUUCCUGAAGAUGAGAUCACAGUCCACGCAAGUCUGUGUGGGGAUAGCUUUCAAUGCAUGGUGCCUGAAGAAAAUGACCAAACUACAUGCACACCAACUCAAACUUCAGUAUGCACAACAGACAGCGUGGAAGAUGUAUUGCGUUGCCUUGAACAACAAGUCGACACCACAACAGAAUUUAAGUUGUGUGUGGACAGAGAAGACCUUCCAGACAGAGGCAUUCUCCAGUGGCAGAGAAAAAAAUCUGCAUCUCCCACCAGUGUUCUUAGGGUGGUUUUCAUUGGAGAGGCAGGCGUGGAUACAGGAGCACUUAGGAAAGAGUUUUUGAGUGACAUGAUUUCAGGUAUUGAAAGCAGAUUCUUUGAAGGACCUGAGAACAAGGGCAAAAACCCCAAGUAUUCUCUGACCGAUCUUGAUAAUGAAAACUUCAGAACUGUUGGUGAAAUAAUUGCAGUCAGCCUCGCCAAGGAGGCCCAUCUCCUGCUUUUUCAAAGAAUGGUUGAAGAUGCAGCAGACAUACAGUCUCUGAUGUUGUGGGCUGAUGAAAUUGUCACCUGUGGAUACACAAACCAGAUAAAGAUGGAUAGUAAGGAAAGCAUGAUACGUGCCAUUGUCUUACACUCUACAACAAGACUGAUUCCAAUGCUACAGCAGCUCAGAAAGGGCAUGGAACUGUAUGGUCUUGUGAACCUGAUGGCUGUAAAUCCUGAAGCUUGCCACAGUUUGUUUGUGCCUGGGAAAAUCCUCAAACCAGACGCUGAUUUCAUUAUGAUGAGCUGCCAACCACAUUUCAGUGAAAAGGGGACAUCUAGGGAGAGAACUGAGAGGAAGAUCAUAAAUUUUUUGCAAGAUUUCUUGCAGGAGAUUGAAGCAUCAGCAAAGAAAUCCAGUAUUUGA